AUGAAGUCAACCUGUCGAGCAGCUUUGGCUUCUCAUCAAUUUGGGCAUGUUGGAUUGACACAGUUCUGUGCUGGUAUGAAACCUCCCCCAGUUGCUAAAGAUGCAUACAAUAAGCAUCUAAUUAAAAUUGAGAAGGCUGCCAAAACCAGUGCCGAAGAAGUAAUGAAAGAUGCUGCCAAAAUGUUAUUCGGAAAGGUUAUGUCAGAAUGUCCGGAUGAUAUUGAAGAGGACGGCGAAGAUUUGAUUGCUCAUGUUUCUGUGCAAUAUGCAUUGCAGUUGACAUGCAGUUGACGGUACCUGGCAGAAAAGAGGUCACUCAUCAAAAAUCGGAGUGAUCUUUCUUAUCUCAGUUGCAACUGGGGAAAUCCUAAAUUAUGAAGAAAAAUCACUCUUCUGCCAUGAAUGUAAAGCUCAUAACAACCAAUAUCAUGAAGGCAAAGAGUUCCAAGAGAGGAAGAAGGCUCGUGAACCAAAAUGUGAAGUGAACCAUGUAGGAUCAUCUGAAGAGAUGGAAGCUGUGUCUGCUGUUGACAUAUUUAGCAGAAGUAUUGCAACAAGAAAAUUAAAGUAUACAACCUUUGUUGGUGAUGGAGACAGCAGUAGUUUUGGCCGGGUAAAGGAGGCACUGGAUAACAAGUUUGGUGCUGCUUAUGAAAUUAAGAAAGAGGAAUGUGUGGGGCAUGUUCAGAAGAGGCUUGGAAGUGGUUUGAGAAGGUAUAAGAAUGACAUGAAGGGAAAGAAACUUUUGGACGGUAAAUCGGUUGGAGGAAAAGGACGGUUGACAGACAAGGUGAUUGAUACAAUGCAAAACUAUUACGACAAGGCAAUUUGGGGAAACAAAGGAAAUCUGGAAGGGAUGAGGACCACCAUUAAAGCCAUUCAGCACCACAUGAUAAAGAAUGAUAAGCUAACACCAGAACAACAACACCAAUACUGUCCCAAAUCAUCUGAUACAUGGUGCAAGUACUGGAAGGACAAAGCUGACGGAACUAAGUUGUACAAUGAAGAUAACCAGUUACCUGAGGUUUUUAUGAAACAAUUGGACCCACUUUUUACAAGGCUAUCUAAUGAUGACCUCUUGAGGAGGUGUUUCAAAGGGAUGACCCAGAACCGGAACGAGGCAGCUAAUGGAGUGUUUUGGUCCAAGUGUCCGAAAACCAAGUUCUGUGGUGCAAGGCGUGUAGGUAUUGCAGUAUGA
Molecule: messenger RNA, 1198 nt
Organism: Paramuricea clavata
Lineage: Eukaryota; Metazoa; Cnidaria; Anthozoa; Malacalcyonacea; Plexauridae
Source: the annotation of a GenBank genome assembly